Fraxinus pennsylvanica is the source of this 393-nucleotide messenger RNA. The record is from the annotation of a GenBank genome assembly. Lineage: Eukaryota; Viridiplantae; Streptophyta; Magnoliopsida; Lamiales; Oleaceae.
AUGAUCGCCUCUGGGGUUUUGCCCAUUGAUCGGAUGACCGAGCACAGGGAAGCUGUACAGGUUGUGGCAGAUCGAGUACCUAGUGGACUGCCACAUGAAACUCGAGCAGCACGCCAAAUAUUAAAAGAUUACAUCGAUGGGAAGCUUCCUCACGUUGAAAUGCCUCCAGAUGUGUCUAAUGAUGAACGUCGUAUAGAUGAUACUGUGGGCUCCAGCUCCUCAGAGGAGCUUGACUCAGAUUCAUCUGAUGUUGAUGUACUUCCAAAUGAUGAACAUGAAGAAGCACCUAGUCUAGAGCAUGUAUUGGUUGAUUUGAAUUCAUUUGACAUGGAUAAUGAGUUAGGUUGCCACAAGACCAUGGUUCAGAUGAAAUCCUCCGGUGGGACCCCAUAA